CACUUCUUCAUGAGCGCGGGCGCAUAUACAAAGGCAAAGCUCAAGGAGAGCAGAGAGGCCAUCCAGAACAAGGCUUGGGACGAUGCUCGCCAAGCAGCGCAGCAUGUCUUAGAGCAAGAGCCCAACAACUACAAUGCAAACGUCUUCUUAGGCCUCGCUCUCCUCAACCUUGGCCACUUCGACGACUCAGAGAAGGCCUACCUCGCAGCUAUAGACUCACAGCCCUCCCAGACACUCGCAUACCAAGGGCUCGAGAAGUUCUACGAACAGCGCAAGCAAUGGGACAAGCUCGUGUCCCUGCUGCAGCGUCAAGCAGAUGCAGCCCUCGAGGCUCAAGAUGCUCAUCGCUGCGCUGAGUGUAUUCAACGCAUCGUCGUCAUUCAGCAAGAUGAGGGCGCAAAGAGCCAGAAGGCAGAUGCACUCGCCAUGAUGGUACAAGGCUCGAAAUAUCAUUCUCUCCUUGAAGAUAGCCUUCCACCACCGCAGCCAACGCGCACAUCCGAAAGCCCAACGAUCUUCCAAGUUCAGAUGGCAGUUCACCUCGACUCACUCAAGAUCAUUCGCCAGAUCAUCGAGCUGCGCGAAGCCUUGGAAAACGACCUUGUAGAAAAGGAGGUAGAGAAGAAGAGGAUGCGAAUUGAUGGUGCCGGUAAAAGCAGAGAUACCCUUCGCAACGAGGCCGGUGUAGAGAUUUGGUCCAACAGCAAGCUGCCUUGCCUCUAUCAGCAAGUCCUAUCACACGCAGACGCAGCAGACGAUGAGCGACGCGAGGCAGAGGCAAAGCUGCUGCGCUAUCAACAUCGUCUGCUCUGCGCUAUGCCUACUGCACUAUCUGACGCAAAGGGCCAAAUGCGCCAACGCCUCAUCGAGCUCGCUCACGGAAUGGUCAUCGUAGGGGUGCCAGACGAGUUGGCAUGGAGCAUACACCUGGAAUGGGACAACAGCUUCGGACGCAUCGUUCAAGUGCCUCGUCAUCUGCUGCGCCAAUUUAUCUUCCUCUUCCCUCGGUCCCCGCGUACGGCGGCUUUCACGGCCCUCUUACUCACCCUGCAGGACCAACGCUUUCUCGAGGAGCGCAAAGAGCUCGCCGAGCGCAGCGACAUCGACCGCAGCGAAGACGAACAAGACGCACUCCUUCUCGCCAUUGAAGCCAUCGACUCCAAGACGGACAGCGUCCUUGCCAUUCGCAUUGCAGCACGCUUGCACCUCCUCGACCGCGACUGGUCUUCAGCGCAUGACAUCGCCACAGAUGGCCUCAACAAGCUACGCACGCUGGAGCAUGGCACUGCACUGGCCCUUCCGGCAUUGAAACAAGAUCUUCAGUCCAUCUGCGGAAUUGCUCUGACCCGCAUGCACGGCACACAGCAUCAGGCCAGGGCAUUGCGCCUGCUAGAUGAGGUUCUCGAGACUCGGUUGGGUGAUGUCGACGCCAUCUUCGCUCGCGGUCAAGUCGAUGCCGAUGCCGGUAGGUGGCAGGCCGCGCAAGACCUCUUUGUCAAGGUAGCGCAGCGCAGUGUAGGCGAGGACGAGGCGGCCGAGCGGGCCUUGAGCCUGUAUAAGGAUCCCCGCACUGAAGCCCGGUUCGAAACAGCAUGGUGCGACGUCCAGCUUGGGCGCAUCGCAGAAGGCAAAGCUGAACUCGACGAAAUCAUUGCCAUCCUGGAUGAUGAUGCGCAGCAACGAUCGGAUCAUCAGCGCUUGUUUGGCGAUGAAGACCGAGCUCGAGCCUGGUGGCGCAGCGGCCGCGCCUCCUCUCUACUCGCCGACUACCCUCAGUCCUUCAACAGCUUCAUUGCCGCUCUUAAGCGCUACCCCUCCUACGCACCUGCAUUCGCAGCGCUGGGGACCUACUACGAGGAGCAUCAAUGCCCGCCGGACGAGGUUCGCGCAUCCAAGUGCUUCCAGAAAGCUUUUGAGCUGGAUGCGACGCAAUUCCAUGCCGCUCAAAAACUGGCAGAGCAUUAUGCUGGAGAGAGGGAGUGGGAUCUCGUCGGCACAAUCGCUCGUCGGGUCAUCGAGGGUGAAGGAGGUACCGAUGCUCUCGCCCAGGGCGCUGCUAGCGCGAGCGCGAAGCACAAGAGCCAGAAUGCAUGGGCGUGGAAGGCGAUCGGUAUUGUCAGACUCGAGAAAGGAGACGCAGAGCAGGCCAUCAGUCCGCUUCACGUUGCCCUUCGAGCCGAUAGUCAAGAUGCAACGAGCUGGCAAAGGCUAGGCGAGGCGUAUGCAAUGACUGGUCGUCUCACAGCAGCGCUCAAGACGCUUGGACGGGCUCUCGAACUCAACAAUGGCGACUGGCAGACCAUCUAUGCUAUUGCAGAGGUCAAGCGCGAGCUGGGAGACUUCGACGACGCUAUCGAGGCCUUCGAGCAAAUCCUCGAGACGAGACCCGACGAGUUCGGCGUCCACAAUGCACUUGCCGAGACGCAACUGCUGCGCGGCCGCCGCGAGCAAGAAACAGGAUACGUACAGCGAGCUCGAGAGUCGUUUCACGAUGCGCUCUUAGCGGUACGCGCAGUCUUGGUGCAGCAACCGUUGUUGCGCGGCCCUUGGAAGGUUGUGGCGGAUGCCUGCUCCGAGCUCGCUCAACAGCAAACUGGAUAUCAACCAACAAACGCCGCUGAGCUUCUCGCAUCACUUGUGCAGCUGGCUGAAGAGCAGGGUGUUGAUGAGAAGCUGCCAGCCGUCAUCGCGGUCAAGGCGGCGGAUGUCAGAAAUGCGCCUUCUUCGUCGCUACUCUUGCAGUGCGCCUUCUUCAAUAAGCUAAGGGUUACCCUCUGCGCAUCGGAAGACGCUCUCAUUGGCAGCGCGUGGGCCGAUCUUGCCCUUUCUCUUCACCGUCUCGGACCCCACACUGCCAAGGAGGCGAUUGCUUGCAUCAAAGAAGCGCUCAACCAUGAGCCAGCGAACGACUCCUUCUGGAGCCUACUGGGCAAUCUCACGUUCUCCUCUGCAAGCAUCAAGGUAGCGCAACACGCCUACAUCCGCGCAAUCGAAAGCAGCGUCAAUGAUCCGACGCCGUGGUGCAAUCUUGGAUUCCUCUACCUCAGGCAUGGAGAUCUCGAGUUGGCCGAGGAGGCGUUUGUGCAGGCGAGGACCGUCGAUCCCGACUAUGCGCACGCCUGGGUCGGGCAGGCUUUCGUCACGGCAGCCACGAGCCCCGCUGAAGCGAUCUCGCUUUUUGCACACGCCGUCGAGCUGAGUGAAGCGUCGCUUCUCGAGGCGGAUUAUGGCUUUGCGUCAAUCCUUUUCGACAAUACAGCGACAUCCGCAACAAAGGCGAGCUUGCACUCCGCAUCCUUUGCCCUCUCCUCUUACCUCUCGUAUCAACCCUCGCACGCCCACGCCUUGCACCUUUCGGCAUUGUACGCUGAGCGACUCGGAGAGUAUGCUCUUGCCAUCGAGCGCAUCGAGGCUGCAGCUGCUCUGCUUGAGGAGGAGUUCGAGCAGAGCGAGGACUCGAAUGUGGCGAUGCACUUUGCAUUCGCGCAAGGGAAUCUAGCCCGCAUUCGCCUCGCCAAUGGGGACGCGAAAGGAGCAAAGGCUUCCGCAGAGGUCGCUCUGGGUUUGCUUGAAGGCGACAAAGAGGAUGAGGAUGACGAAGCAGUCGUACGGAGCCAUCGACAGGCACGCUGGAAUGCGCAGGUGACUAUGUCCCUCGCGCAUCAUAAAGAUGGCGACCCCAGCGCUGCGGUUGCGACUUUGCAGGGAGUUCAAGGCUCGCAGGCUGCUGUGCUCACAGCGCAGAUUCAUUUUGCAAACGGCAAAGUUGAAGAAGCCAAGAAUACGCUCCUCGAGGCCAUCGGCGGCGGAGCACAGGGAGACUUGCAGUGCAUCAUGACGUUGGGGGCAAUUGCUCUCGUCGAGAGGGAUCGGGAUCUGCUGGAGGCAGCGCUGUCUGAGCUGGAUGAUGGCAGCGGCGGUGCCAGCGACGAUGUGCAGAAGAGUGCGCCCAUCACUUGGCUCCGUGCUAUUGCACAUUUCAUGGAAGGCAAAGACGAAGAGGGUAUACAGGUGCUCGCCAACAGCGGGACAGCACUCAGUCUUGAGGUGGCCGAAGCCAUCGUGCGAGCGAGAUUGGCGAAAACGACUGCGAGGUCGGCAGGGGAGGCAUUGCAUUUGGCGCAAAGUAGCUACAUCAACAGAGAUGAUGAAAAGGCGAGAGCGUUGCGAUUGGUCAGUCUGGCUGCAGCUUGCCAGGACGAGAGUGAGGCAAGCGAUGAGGGCGAGACGACCGCGGUGGAUUAUGCUCGACUAGCGGCUCUAGAGGAUCCAACGCAGGCUUUGAAUUGGCAGACGUUGCGCUGUACAGCAAAUCGAUGAAUAGUGAUGUAUGCUAUCCGUGAA
Messenger RNA from Jaminaea rosea, 4344 nucleotides. RefSeq lists its product as hypothetical. NCBI's taxonomy places the organism in Eukaryota, Fungi, Basidiomycota, Exobasidiomycetes, Microstromatales. The record is from RefSeq and is a predicted model, not a curated record. Gene Ontology annotation, molecular function: protein binding. Gene Ontology annotation, cellular component: Ski complex. The transcript has a single exon. Bases 10 to 4320 code for a protein of 1436 amino acids.